GUCACAUUCCGUGCCGUCUGAGUUGCACGAGCAACAUGGCUAGAACCUUCCUCUACUUUGCGUACGGCAGCAACCUUCUCGCGAAGAGGCUUCUGUUAAAGAACCCUACGGCACAGUUUUUACAUACAGCCAGGCUGGAUGACUACCGCUUGACGUUUGACUCGCCGAGAGCUACCCACACGAUGCCAUGGGCGGGAGCGCCUGCCACCAUCAGGAGAUGCCCCGGAUCCUGUGUCUGGGGCGUUAUAUGGCAGCUUGAUAUGGCCGACAGCGACAAUCUGGACAGUAUGAAUCAUAACGGUUGUGAUCUACCAUCAGAACUUGAUAUGGCCGACAGCGACAAUCUGGACAUGCAGGAAGUAUUUUACCAACGCCGGACUGUGACAGUAACGACACCCGACGGCACAACGUACACGUGUCGGACGUACGAACUCGACGGGGAAUUUGAUAUUUCACAUACACCAUCCCCUCAGUACAAGGACGUGAUUGUGAGGGGAGCGAAACAAAGUGGUUUACCCCAAGCUUAUAUCUCCCAGCUGGAGGCUAUAGAGGACAAUGGAUUCCAAGGAGAGAUUCAAGUCUACAACACACUUAUAUGUCAACUGGAAAAACAACAACAACAAUGACACGGGUUCGUUCAGUGUUAUAGCUUCUUUGUAUAAUGGCUGAAAGUUACUGAACGAUGUAUUUUGUGUCUACCUUCAGUGCUAAAUCCGUCUGAAUAUUCUAUUAGCGUUGCUCCGGGAUCUGU
Haliotis rubra (blacklip abalone) is the source of this 751-nucleotide messenger RNA. Its product is annotated as gamma-glutamylcyclotransferase-like. The record is from RefSeq and is a predicted model, not a curated record. Lineage: Eukaryota; Metazoa; Mollusca; Gastropoda; Lepetellida; Haliotidae. Gene Ontology annotation, molecular function: gamma-glutamylcyclotransferase activity.